AUGUUCAACGGCCUCGCAGCUGAAAUUCCGUUAGACCACAUCGCGAACUUUGAGAGAGUCUGCAACUUCUCUCGCGCAAUGGAGUGCCACCAGACUACGUCAAAUGCACCCUGUUCCCAUUCUCUCUUGAUGGGAAAGCAGCUCGCUGCUCAGAGGCAUAAGAUCUCCAAUUUUAAGCAAAAGACUGACGAGCCCUUCUAUGAUGCUUGGGAGCGUUACAAGAAGUACCGAAGGGAAUGCCCUCACCAUGGGUUCGAGGACGAUUACAUACUGGAAGUGUUUUAUGAUGGAGUGAGCUAUGAGUUUCGAAAUGCUCUAGAUUCCUCGAGUUAUGGAGACUUCAUGACUCAAACAACACAAGGCGCAUUCGCACUGAUCGAGAAUAUGACGUCGAGCUCACUCAACAAGAACAAGGAGAACGAUCACUCUAAGACCGAGAACAUCAUUGAUGAUCUAGCGGCAAAGGUUGACCAGCUGAUUAAGGGCAAUCAGAGCCAAGUGUUUAUCAUGGAAGAAACCGCUUCAGAGAAUAGUGCAUCAGAUGUCACACCUGACGCAGAGAACACAGUGGACGAUCAACAAGAAGUGAGCUAUGUCACUGGACAAGGAUGGCAGUACAAGAACUACCGCCCGAACCCUAACGUGAGGAACAAUGCUCACCUCUUUGUGUAUCCUAAGCAAGACAAACUGGUUGACAACGCGCAUAACAUUCAAGGACAGAACACCGGGUAUCAGAAACCGUACCAAGGAAGAACAUAUGUUCUGAGCCAGGCGCAGCACAACCAGUUUCAGAACCAAAAGCAGCAAACUGCUCAACAAGCCGCUCCCUCGUCUAUGACUGCUCCGCAAGACGAAAUGAAGGGUCUAGCGACGAUGAUGCAGCAAUUUCUCCAGGGUCAACAAAUUCAAGGGAAAGCGUUGAAUCAAGUCACCAUAGACAUCAACUCCAGAAUGAACCACAUGUUCAAUGACCUGAGCACCAAAUAUGACAAUGUCACUAACCACAUGAGACAGAUGGACGUUCAGAUCGCUCAGACAGCUGAGAGCGUCAAGAGACAGCAAGUAGCACUAAGGAGUGGAAAGAGACUACCAGAUGCGAUCCCUAAGAAGCUAUCAGCGGAAGAGAAGGGCAAGCAAAAGGAGGGUGAGAAACCACAAUCCAAAGCUGUCCCUCUAUCUGACGGGGAAACGGAACAGCAUGCUGAGACUGAUCCGACCCCAUUCACUACACCUGUCGAGUCUGUUCCUCCGCGCGAAUACAUUCCCAAGGUUCCAUACCCUUUUCCCGCAAAGAUAUCUCGGAAGGAUCGUGAGGAGACAAAGUGUAAGAAGAUGCUAGAGGAUCUAACUAUCAAGUUACCUCUGAUUGAUGCCAUCCAGAUGAUACCUUCUAUGCAAAGUUUGAUGAAAGGUCUGGUCUCCGGUAAGAUAACUGGAGACAGUGAGUUAUUGUUAGUUUCAAAGGAGUGCAAUGCAGUGCUUCAGAACAGGCCGAUUAAGAAAUUGGGUGAUCCAGGCAAGUUUGUUCUCUUAAUACAAAUUGGGAAAACGGUGUUCGCUUGUUCCCUUUGCGAGCUGGGCUCCAGUGUCAACCUCAUGCCUUACUCCGUGGCAAAGCCACUGGGGUUCACAGACUUCUAA
Molecule: messenger RNA, 1641 nt
Organism: Brassica napus (rape)
Lineage: Eukaryota; Viridiplantae; Streptophyta; Magnoliopsida; Brassicales; Brassicaceae
Exons: 3
Coding region: 1-1641 (546 amino acids)
Source: RefSeq, a predicted model, not a curated record